GCUGCAGGCGCGGCGGCCGUUGAGCGCGUGACGGGUCGUUGGCGGGCGGGCUCUGCUGUGAGGGCUGGCGCUGCGGCCCUGGCAGCGGAAUUUAUAGCUUUUACACUAGAAUGUAGUAGGUAAUAACGAGAAAGUGUCCUCUUGUACACUACAAAGUACUUCGAAGUGGGCUUAUUUUUGUGAAGGUGAGGGCCCCGACAGCCUGCAGGAGGAGUUGUGUGGAUCGCUUCUGAGAAGGACUGGUUUGUGCCAUGGAGUUGCAGAAGGACGACGAUGUUAAAAGCAAACAGCAGUGCUUCAUGCACACCGCCCUGCUCUUUCCUUAUCCCAAGAAAGCCCAGCCAAGCAUCAGCAGCCUUGCAGCAGGACAAUUAACGCGGUCAGAGGAAAGCUUGCCUUACUUGAAUACAUCUUUAGAUGCAGAUAUUGAUAUGUAUAAUAUGAGAAUGAGAACUUGCAGUGCAGAGGUAGACGAAAACAAGAAAGAAGCUGAUAUGCUGAGGAGGGCAUGUGAUGGUGAUACCCAUUCUGCCUGUGGGGUGUGUGAUGGUUGGAGUCACAUCUAUGUAGGUGAAGAUUCACAGCUGGAAUACAUCAGUGCGAAUGAAGAAGGCUUUGAUGAUGGGAAUUGCUCAAGCGAGCUUUCUGAGCAAAGGGAAGCUAUGGGAAUCAAAACCCUAAAGCAAGUAGAUCCAGUUCACGACAUUCCAGGUGGCAGAGCUGCAAAGGAACAAAAUUUUGCUGACAUGAAAGAUUGCUCUGAGUGUUGUGCAGGUGUGGAAGCAGCUAUGCCAGAGCUUCCCCAGCUGUUUCAGGAUGCUCUGCUGGUUGGCAGCAGCAUAGCUUGUGAUCGUAAGGAGGAGCAGGCCGCAUCUCUCUGUGGUUUUGCUGGAAAUGUACUUGACAGUCAUGCAUACAGGAGUAGAGAAAGGGAUUAUCCAAAUCUGCUUGCAUGUGACCAUUCGGAGGUGAAAGUUGCUUCAUUAUCUGAUGGCACACACUCAGUGCAAGUAGCUACAAGCAAAGUGCCCAAACAGAACGAGGGAUGUGUUCACAGCAACUUAGUGGAGCAAGGAAGUCCUUUACUGUCACCAACGGAAAGGGCCCUAGCAACAGGCACGCAGUUCUGCAAGAGUGCAGGGGACUCUGAUUUUUACAGUUGUGAGGAACCGCUCCUGUGCAUGUGCGGUGCCAGCUGCACUUACUGUUCUGCAAAGGCAGGUGAGAACCAGCGUCCAUUCCCUGCAGUUUUCUCUGGCAAGGAUCUCUGUUCUGGGGAGGAAGCUGCAGGGAAAUCUUCCAGUGCAAAUACCACUGCCUCUCUCAGCUUGGAGUGUUGUGAAAGCUUAGUAAAUGCGACUGGUAAUUCUAAAGUUAACCAAGCUGUUGAUGCAAGUUCUGAUUUUAGAGUUUGCUUUACAACCAGCAGAAGUACCAGUGCUCGAGUUCUUCUCUCAUCCAGGGCAACUAAUACAGAGAUAUCAACGAUGAAUGAAUUCAGACGUGUGUGUUGGUGUGGGGAAACUUGUGCCAGUGUUGCUUGCAGUGCAAACUGGCUGUCUGGAGCUGGUGUUGCACAGGAAAUGGGGUCACGGAUUGCUGACGUGCACCAAGAUGACAGUGCUGCAGCAGCUGAAAGAAGUUCACAAGUUAAGGAACAGCAGGAAUCCAAAACUGAGUCGUGUAGCAGCGAUUUAAAGAUUAACGCUGACAGGCCAGCACACCUUGACAAAGAAACUGUGAAGAAUUCUGUGUCAACCUACUGUCAAAAUCUCCUGCAGAGAGCUAUUGAAGCAGAAUUGCAGGUUCUAAAUGCUCAUUAUCAGAUGUGCUAUCAACACUGCUUGAAGAUUUACAAACUGGCUUUGGAGGAACGCGCGUGUUUUAGCAGAUACCAUGCAAACAUCUUUGCUGAUGCUGAAGUGGGUUCAUCUGUCUUGUUGGUUUUGGAAGAGCUGAAUAAGAAUUACAGCAGUAUGAGAGCAAAAAUAAAAAUGGGCAUGCCUCUGAAUGCACUUCCACCACUAGCAGUGGAGAUAAAGUUACUGCCAAUUGCUUCUUCUUAUGUCCCAAGCAAGUUAUUCAGAGAGGAACUUUACUAUGGUUCUGUUUCAGAAAUGAGAAAAGCAGGUUUUGAAGCUUCAAAUUUGCAAGAAAUCAGAACUCCCAUCAACACGGAGAAUGCACAGACCACGUGUUUAACUGGCGGCGAGCAGCCCAGUGACUUCGCUUCCUCCCAGAUGGUUCAAGGACAGCAUGGAGAGCAGGGUGUGCAGCGUGAUGUGAAAAAUAAAGAAAGGAGUGAAUAUGGGUUUGAUGCUAAAGAGGACUUCGCAGUAACAGAUUUUUCAGUAGUGGGAAAGCAUCAAGAAAAAGAAGACACAGAUGGUUUAAGAGAAGCAAAGAUAACAGAGGGUGCACAAGAGUGCUCAUUUGUUCUUGUUGCUGGCUUAAGUUCUUCAGUGUCAGAGGGUGAUCUAAGGUCGCAUUUCCAGAACUACCAUCUGUCUGUCAUUCUGCUCUGUGUGGAUUCUGAUAACCACAGAUGUGCACUUCUUGGCUUUAAAGACACCACUGCAGCAAAGUUAGCAGUGGAGGAAAUGAACAAGACAAAAAUUAAAGGAAAACCAGUAAGUGUGGAACUUGUCAGUAAUGCACCAGAGAACAGGUCUUCGGCUUCCCGAACGCUUGGAAAGAAGCUCUGGCGUGAAGCUCUCUCUGUUGAUAGCAGUGCAAGCAGUGAACAGAAGGAAACACUCCCACCAGCCUCUCAUUCUGUGGGAGCUCCUGGCACCUCCUCUGCUUCUGAGAAGGUGCCUCUCCUGCCCAGGGCUUCUUUAAGAACUCCUUGCUUUACACGAGUGCCUUCAGAAGCAAAGUGCCCAAAAUCCUCUGCUGAAGACUCCGUACGUUUUCUAUUUGCAAUUAAUCAAAAGGAUAGGGGAGAAAAUUCCCUGCCAAAAGCACCUGCUGCUCCUAUCCCCACCAGCUCACUAGAAGUCUUUAUGUCUCCUAACGCAUUGAACUUGAGCAGUUUUUCCAAAUUAAUGAAGAAACUUAAAGACGUUCAUCCAGAAGCGAGCAGAGACAAAAUUGUGGAUGCUCUGCUGGAGGUGAGGAAGAACAAUAAUGGUAUCCUCAGUGGCUUGUCCAUCAAUUCUAUUAUGGAAAGGGCCUCUGUAAUCCUAAGGAAACCGACGCUUGUAGGGGUGAAAAGCAGUGUAAAUAAAUGAUUUUAUGAAGAACUGAACACUUUACAUGGAAGAUUUUUGCAGUCCAGCUUGCUCCGGGAUUGUUCUGUAUUUCUUGUUUGAUUUCAGUAGAGCUUUGUGAAAACUCACUUAGCAUCGCUGUAUGGUUUGCAGUUUUGUUUGAUAGAACAGCUGAAGGUCUUUGGGUGCUGGUUUUCUGUAUAGGCACAUGCUAAGUAGUUCUCCCCAGUUUUGUCGUUCUCUGUAGUGGAGGCAUUCGGUGCCUUUCUCUGAGGUUGAAGGGUCCCAUUUCAGCACAGCGAGACUUCUCUCGUACCAGCAGGACUUUUCUAUGCUGAAGUACGCUUAGUGAAGUGCUGAAGUGCUGGCGAUGCGGUUACGUAAGCCCUGUGCUGCAGUGACUGUUCCGAGCAGAGCCGUAUCCCUGGAGAGCUGGGCCUCUAAGCCUUCCUUUUGGGUCCUAGAGCACUGUACGGGGAAAGCCUCUCCCACUCCGACUCUCCCUGAGGUCUGGUUCGUGUUAAUACGGGAGCAUCCAGCCUUUUGUUUGCGUCUGGAGCCGCAACCAGGGUUUUAAAUCUUCUGGCAGUGGAAGGAGAGGGAGCUUCAGUGGUGUCUGCCGCGGAGCUGAGGGAAACUAGCGCUGAUUGUCGCUGGCAGGCGUGUGCUGUGAUACCGCGCCCGCAUCGCUGUCCAUCUCUGUCCAUUGGUUGUACUUUGCCUUAGCUCCUGGCUGCCCUUGCUGCUGAGAGCAGCCUUGCCGUGAAUAAAGGUUGAGAUGCCUUCUUCACAGA
Molecule: messenger RNA, 4006 nt
Organism: Numida meleagris (helmeted guineafowl)
Lineage: Eukaryota; Metazoa; Chordata; Aves; Galliformes; Numididae
Gene: RBM44
Product: RNA binding motif protein 44
Exons: 14
Coding region: 252-3233 (993 amino acids)
Molecular function (GO): RNA binding
Source: RefSeq, a predicted model, not a curated record